AUGACCAUGACGCCGUCGAAGCCAGAACAGAGCAUCUUGAUCGUCGGAGCCGGCGUCUUUGGAGCCUCCACAGCAUACCACCUCGCCUUACAAUAUGAAGAUACAUCUAAGAUUACAGUCAUUGAUCGAACAUUACCAUCGCCCGAACCAGCAGCGAGCACGGACAUCAACAAGAUCAUUCGAGCAGACUAUAGCAGUGCUUUUUAUGCUGAGCUUGCGUAUGAAGCCAUCGAAGCGUGGGCGAAUUGGCCCGAAUUGAAGGAUUACUAUCAUCGUACGGGCUGGGUCAUGUUGGACACCGAAGACAGUGAUAUGGUGGAUCAGAUUCGGCAAGUGUUCAAGAAUAGAGGGUUUGAUCCUACUGAAGAUAUUCCCUUGGACAAGCUCAAUGACCACUGGAAGGGUAUUUUAAAAGGCACAAACUUGCAAGGCUUCGACAAAGCAUACUGGAACCCCGAAGCCGGAUGGUGCGAUGCUUCUGCUGCGACAGCGAGUAUUAUGAACGCUGCCAUUUCCAAAGGUGUGAAAUACGUCGUGGGAGAAGUUGAUCAAAUCCUUCUCGACGAGAGCAAAGUUACAGGGAUCCGAACCACAGAGGGAGAAGACCUCACAGCCGACACCAUCGUUCUCGCCACUGGUGCCUGGACGAGCAGUCUCCUCUCCCCGAUCGAAGACAUCCUCUCCAUCGCCGAACCCGACCGCGUCGAAAGACAACUCACGGCCGCUGGCGUCAGCGUCGCACAUUACAAAAUGUCCUCUGAGGAAAUGACACAACUCUCCGACAUGCCUGUCGUAGUCUACGCAGAGCAUGGCGAAGUCAUCCCUCCACCACAAGAAACCCAGCUGUUGAAAUUUACGAACGCGCAUACGAUUAAAAACACCAUCGUCACCCCUUCCGGUUCUCACAUUUCUGUCCCUCCCCCAAAUCGAGACCAACAUCUCGUCCCAGAAGUCUUGAAAAAAGAAGCGAUAGAAAUCAUGAGCGCAAAAGUCAUGCCCACAUUCACAGCUUCGGGUGCCCGAGAUGUCGCAUAUUGGCGUUUAUGCUGGGAUUCGUAUACCCCGACGCAAGAUUGGUUACUCUGUCGAGCGCCUCAUGCACGAUUGGGGAAUUUGUUUCUAGCGACCGGGGGCUCGUUUCAUAGUUAUAAGUUUUUGCCGAUUGUGGGGAAGUAUAUGGUGAAUGUGUUGAGUGGGAAGGGGAAUGGGGAGGUGAAGGAUCGGGCGUGGGAGUGGAAGAAGAGGAUGGAUGGAGAUGAGAAGACGAGGGGGGCGCAUGAGAGUACGGCGCCGAGGAGGGAGUUGAGGGAUUUGGAGUGA
Molecule: messenger RNA, 1320 nt
Organism: Sphaerulina musiva SO2202
Lineage: Eukaryota; Fungi; Ascomycota; Dothideomycetes; Mycosphaerellales; Mycosphaerellaceae
Product: FAD/NAD(P)-binding domain-containing protein
Exons: 1
Coding region: 1-1320 (439 amino acids)
Molecular function (GO): flavin adenine dinucleotide binding; saccharopine oxidase activity; sarcosine oxidase activity
Source: RefSeq, a predicted model, not a curated record